UCAGCUGACUUCAGACGCCAUUUUGUCAGCCAUUUCCUACACUGAUCCAUUGGCAGCGUCUUUGCACAGACCCAGGACGCCCCGUCUGGCCUCGCCUUCAUCUGCCCGGGAUUAGUAAACAGCGGCGGACCCUGCAAAGACGGUACCCGGGUGGAUGAGAGACAGUCCAGCGGGUCGGUCAGCACCCACAAGACCCUCUGCAAGGCGCUUGGUCCCGCAGGACAGAAGCGACACAAGCCACAGCCAGACAUGGCUUUGAAGAUUGUCAAAGGGAGCAUCGAUCGGAUGUUCGAUAAAAACCUCCAAGAUUUAGUACGUGGCAUCAGGAAUCACAAGGAAGAUGAGGCCAAGUACAUCUCCACCUGCAUCGAUGAGAUCAAACAGGAGCUCAAGCAGGACAACAUCGCUGUCAAAGCCAAUGCUGUGUGCAAGCUCACCUACCUUCAGAUGCUGGGUUAUGAUGUCAGCUGGGCCGCUUUCAACAUCGUUGAAGUCAUGAGCUCAUCCAAAUUUACAUACAAGAGGAUUGGCUACCUGGCAGCCUCGCAGUGCUUUCAUGAGAGCACUGAUGUCAUCAUGCUGACAACCAAUCAGAUCCGAAAGGAUCUCAGCAGUCCUAACCAAUAUGACACAGGUGUUGCCCUCACUGGCCUGUCUUGUUUUGUGACUCCUGACCUGGCCCGGGACCUUGCCAAUGACAUUAUGACUCUGAUGUCACACACUAAGCCCUACAUCAGAAAGAAAGCGGUGUUGAUCAUGUACAAGGUGUUUUUGAAGUACCCAGAGUCCCUGCGACCUGCUUUCCCCAGGCUCAAGGAGAAGCUGGAGGACCCAGACCCAGGUGUCCAGUCAGCAGCAGUAAAUGUUAUCUGUGAGCUGGCCCGAAGGAACCCCAAGAACUAUCUGUCUCUGGCCCCGCUCUUCUUCAAGCUCAUGACCUCUUCCACUAAUAACUGGGUUCUCAUUAAGAUCAUCAAACUGUUUGGUGCGCUCACACCCCUGGAGCCUCGGUUGGGGAAGAAGCUGAUUGAACCUCUGACAAACCUAAUCCACAGUACCUCAGCCAUGUCCCUGCUGUAUGAAUGUGUCAACACGGUGAUUGCAGUGUUGAUUUCCUUGUCCUCUGGGAUGCCCAACCACAGUGCUAGUAUUCAGCUCUGUGUGCAGAAACUGCGAAUCCUGAUAGAAGACUCGGACCAGAACUGUGAGCCCUCUGUCAAUGCCUGCAUGAAAUACCUGGGCCUGUUGGCCAUGUCAAAGAUCCUGAAGACCCAUCCCAAGUCAGUGCAGUCCCAUAAGGACCUCAUCCUCCAGUGUCUGGAUGACAAGGAUGAGUCCAUCCGCCUGAGGGCCCUGGACUUGCUCUAUGGCAUGGUAUCCAAAAAGAACCUGAUGGAGAUUGUGAAGAAGCUAAUGCUGCAUGUGGACAAAGCAGAGGGUACUACCUACAGAGAUGAACUUCUCACCAAGAUCAUCGACAUCUGCAGCCAGAGCAACUACCAGUACAUCACCAACUUUGAAUGGUACAUCAGCAUUCUGGUGGAGCUGACCCGAUUAGAAGGCACUCGGCACGGCCACCUCAUCGCCUCGCAAAUGCUGGAUGUGGCCAUCCGGGUUAAAGCCAUCCGGGCCUUCGCUGUGGCCCAGAUGGCUACACUGCUGGACAACGCCCACCUGCUGACCGGCAACACACAGAGAAACGGCAUCUGUGAAGUGCUGUAUGCCGCAGCCUGGAUCUGUGGCGAGUUCUCAGAGCACCUGGAGAACCCACUGCAGACGCUGGAGGCCAUGCUGCGGCCCAAGGUGGCCACCCUCCCGGGCCACAUCCAGGCAGUGUACGUGCAGAAUGCGGCCAAGCUGUUUGCCACUGUGCUGAGGAGCCAGGAGGGGAACACAGACAGCACGACCGCACAGGAAACCAGCCAGCUGAUGAUCGACAGACUCCCGCUCUUUGUUCAGAGCGCCAACUUGGAAGUGCAGGAGAGGGCAUCCUGCAUCUUGCAGCUGGUCAAGUACAUUCAGAAACUGCAACAGAAAGACGUAGAGGUGGCUGAGGAGGUCAGUGCUCUGUUUGCCGGAGAACUUAACCCUGUAGCCCCCAAGGCGCAGAAGAAAGUGCCUGUCCCUGAGGGUCUGGACUUGGAUGCCUGGAUCAACGAGCCACCAUCUGAAAGUGAGUCUGAGGAUGAGAAGCCCAAGGCUAUUUUUACCAAGGAGGAGCCCAAACACUCGCGCCCACGCCACACAGAGGUGGAUGAGAAGGAGCUGGCCAGGCGGAGAGAAGCCAGGAAGCAGGAGCAAGCCAACAACCCGUUCUACAUCAAGGCCUCACCAUCCUCUCAGAAAGUGUACCAGGAAACCCCUGGUGUGGAGCACAUCCCAGUCGUGCAGAUUGACCUCAGUGUGCCUCUUAAAGUCCCAGGACUGCCGAUGUCUGACCAGUACGUGAAGCUGGAAGAGGAGCGUCGGCAGAAGGAGCGGGCAGAGAAGAAGAAGAAGGAGAAGAAGAAGAGGAAAGAGAAGCGCAGCGGCCGAGGGAAGAAGCACGACUCGGGCCCGGAGAGUGAGGAGGACAUCACACCUGCGCACAUGGUGGACAUUGUUACUGAAGAGAUGCCAGAGAAUGCCUUACCGAGUGAUGACGAUGACAAAGACCCUAAUGACCCUCACAAAGCCCUGGACAUUGACCUGGACAACUUGGUGGCAACAUCUGGGCGCAGGCCUCUGGCAGACAGUGAGAAGCUACCAGUAAGGUCACACCGUCCCACAGAGGCUCCAAAAAGCCCAGCAGAAGACGGAGACACAGAGAGCGCAGCCCCUCAGGAGCCCAAGAAGAAGAGCAGCAAAGAGAAGAAAGAGAAGAAGAAGGAUAAAGACAAAGACAGAAAGAAGAGCAAAGAGGAGAAGAAGAAGAAAAAACACAAACACGAGGAAGGGGGGGAGGAUCUUCUGGGGGGUCAGCCGGACGAGCCUGUGGUCCAAUCAGAAGAGCCCAAUGAGGAGGUAGCACUGCCCACUUCAACUAGCGCUGAGGUUUCGGAUCUGGAUUUCUGGCUCUCAAAUGCUCCAGUGCCCUCUAACUCCCAGGAAGCAGCAACAGUAGCAGCAGCUGCCCCCAUCCCCCAGGCAGCGUCUGGCGCAGCCCCAGACUCGGAGCCUGACGAGCCCAAAGACACCGAGGUGGAGACUAAGUCGUCCAAACACAAGAAGAAGAAGCAGAAAAAGGAGAAGGAGGAGAAGGAGAAGAAAAAGAAGAAGAAGCAUCACCACCAUCAUCACCACAGUGAUGGAGGCGGAGAGGAGUCUGUGCAGAAUGGCACUGUGGAGGAGGAGGAGCCUCUCCCGCCCAUGUCCAAUUACUGCCUACUGGCUGAGAACUCCUACAUCAAGAUGAUGAUGGAAGAUGCUGAUCAGGUGUGUGACAUCCAGGGGAACCUGCAAGAUGGCAGUCAGGUGGUGGUCUCUGUUAUAUUUGAGAACAAGUGCAACAGCUUCCUCAAAUCCAUGGAGUUCAAUGUCCUGGACUCCCUCAACUCCAAGCUGCAGAGGCCAGAGGGGGCGGGCCCACAUGACGGCCUCACUGUACCCUUCCAGCUUCCCCCUGGGGUAUCAAACGAGGCGCGCUUUGUCUUCACUGUGCAGAGCAUCGUGAUGCCUCAGAAACUGAAGGGAACCCUCACUUUCAUUGUCAAGAAUGAGGACUCCUCUACUCAUGAGAAACUGGACUUCAAACUGCACUUUACCUGCACCUCCUACCUGAUCACAACUCCUUGUUACAGUGAUGCGUUUGCAAAGCUGCUGGAGUCGGGGGACCUGAAGGGCAGCUCUGUCAGACUGGAGGGAGUGAACAUGCCCUUCCACCACCUACUGGCCAGGAUCUGCUUCCACCACCACUUCUCUGUUGUGGAGAGGAUCGACUCCUGUGCCUCCAUGUACAGCAGGUCUAUCCAGGGUCACCACGUCUGUCUGCUGGUCAAAACUGCUGAUCAGACCGUGUCCAUUGACGCUAAAUGUGACGAGCCGUCACUGCUUGGGAAUGUGCUGGAUGAGAUCAAGCAGACCUUCUCUCAGUGCUGAUUGUGUUUGACAGCCCUAGGGGGCCCCCCACCCCAGCCCACCAGCCCUCGACCCCCACCACAGCCUCCCUACCCCUCCACACCACCUUUCCCCAAGCUCUCACUAAAACACACAUAAUCAUAAGAAAGUUAAGAAAACACUGCGGCUGGCACUCCCAGCACAGCCCUAUUUAUUAGUCCUCAGAUUCACAAAAACUCCUUCGUCGUACCUGCUCCACCGUCCCCAUGCUCUCUGCUCCUCCUCCUCCUCGGCACUCUGAGCUCCGCGCUCGCCCCCUGACACUCGAUGUUGUUUUACAGACUCACUGUAUACACGCUCACUCUUCUUUGUGCACUUUGGUUUUUUUGCUUAUCCUUCCUGGUUUUUAGCCCCUGACUUCGCUCCUGCACCCCCAACUCCAGCUCUACACUGAGCUUUCGUUUCUCAAUGCUGGUGUCCUCUGCUCUCUCCUGUGUACCUCUCCUCCACUCUUAUCGGCAUUACAGUCUGUGAUGGUCAUGUAAUGUAAUCUGACAACUGGACAAUUGUGUUUUUACUGUUUUGAAGUUAUUUUUGUUUGAUUUUUUUUUUUUCGUUUUGUUUUUUUGUUGCUUGUUUUGUCGAUUUUUGUCUGAAGCCCGUCUGCGCCUUUCUCUUGCCCUCCUUUGCAUUAAUUAAACGUCAGUGUGUGUGUGUCUGUGUGUGUGUGUGUGCUGCUCUCCUGUAUAGUCCUGGAAAUCGGGUGACUGAGUCUUCCUCAGACUGGCCCUAGCUGGAAAUAAUAGGGACUCUAAGCCGCUCACCUACCACUGACCUGGAGCCUGGAGAAGAACGGACAGCGGGCGAUUGCUCUGUGAUUAGUUCAGUGUUGAAACCAAAGCUUCACAUAAGGCACGAGUUUAAACUAGUACCAGUGCCAUCGCCCUGCUGAAUGUGACAGGAUCAGACCCUAAUGAGGCCUGGAGCAGAUCUGCUCAUGUUUGUUUAACAGAACCCUUGCGCGGGAGUCUGCUUGUGGUACUACGGGUGAUUUGUACAGUAGAUCAGUGGCUUUGCUCUGUGCCUCUGACCUGCUCCAGUGCUCCAUGAGUCUUGUAGAGCCCCACCUCCCUCCCCCGGUGUCUCUGCUCCCCUGUUCCAGCUGUACUAAGCUGCAGUUUGACCCCAGCUACUUGCAACAUUUCAAUCCUUCCAAGAAUUCAAACACCUGAGCCAGCACAUUGCCCUAUCCAGAAAGAAUUGGAACAGGAAGACAAAGAAUGGCUCAUUGAAACUCUUGCACCAGUCAGCCUGGGAGUGUAGAAGUCACUCUGCAAGCUUCUGUUACGUAGAUUGUGUUAUGAGGUACAUGUUUCACCAAAUUGCAGCUCACUGUCAGGCCAGUGACGUCUGUUUAUGCACCUUUUAGCCUCCAGUCACACUCAUGGAUGGGCUUGUUUAGUUGCAUAGCAGAUGUUGUUGCUGAUGAUUUGUUGCUGAAGCAUGAUAGUCUCACUGCAUUCCUAACACAUUGCUCUCUGCCCAUAGCCAUCUGUCAAAUUGCCACAUGGCCGAGUGAGAAACAGAAUAGAGUGACGUUGUCAAGUUACUUUACUCUUCUGCCUCUUUUCUUUUGAUUAGCUUGUGGCGAAUGAAGACGAGCAUGCAUUGACCUCACCUAAGGAUAGAAACCGUCAAACGAUCACGCUCCUCCUGCUUUUAACCAGCCAGUCUGCAUAUCAAGCUGUGUAUCGUGUUCUGUUUGUAAUCAGAAGGUUAGUUUUAAGCAGCUCUUGGGAAUGGAAGACUCAUAAGUGCGCUCAGUAGUUCAAGGUUUCUUUUUUAAUCAGUGUUAGACAACGUGGCCUCCACUGUGAGAAAACAACUGGUCCGUCGGCACCAGAACGGAGGUGUGUCUGUCUCGUGUUGGGUCUCUGAAGACUUCUGCACCUGUGCCACUUAAACAUUUGCAUUACAGUAGCUCUGCACGCCGCUGAUACCGAGCCACCGCUUACCGAGAUGUAAUCCCAGUGUUAUGUCAUAUACCCCUCACCCCAAAAUUGCCUUUGCCACUUCUUUUGUGCAUUGACAUAUGAUGACAUGUUACAACUUGCUCAGAGGUACUUGCUGCUUCGGUUUCUGUCAGUAAUGUCUCAAAUCACUGCCUGGUCCAGCACGACUCAACUUGGUAGUAGCAACAUAAGAACUAACUCUGUAGCGUCUUUUUGUUUGUAUAUCCCAGUUAGGCUCCCUUCACAUCUGUCAGCAACUAUAGAUAAUGAUAAUGAUGUCUGUGACCUCAAGGUCAGGUCAGCCAUUCCAUGAGCAUCUUCUGUCCAGUAGUAGAGUUUGAAUACAGAGUUGAUCAGCUGUCAUUCAGGAAUGUCAAAAGAAAAUAGGAAUAUACAUAUAUAAAUAUUCCCUGUUCCUGAAAAUGCUUUGACUGAUACCAGUGAAACUGAAAAAAAAAAAUGGCUCCUCUAAUCAUACAUUGUAGUAAUUAACAUUUUUUCCUGUGCAUAAUAUUUAAUUAAAAUUUGUAUCUUGCAUGAUUAGGAAUGUAUACUUUUUUAAUUUCCUUUUUUUCCAUGGACAUGCUCACAUGCAAACGAAAUCUCAUUCCUUUUUGUCCUUUUAUAUUUUUCCCUUUUUUUUUUUUUAAAUGAAGUUGAUUUCACCAUUCUAUUUUGAUGGUAUUGUAUUUUUAUUUUUUUUUCCAAGUUCAGACAAUUAUAUAAAAAAAAAAAGCUAUUGUUGAAUGUUUUAAAUUAUUUAACAUUGGGGAAGGAAGGGGGUUCUAUUUGGUGUCAGGACACUUUAGAGGAUAUGGGGCUCCGAACGAGUUGAGUAGACACAGUGUUAAUGAGAGGCAACCCACUCUGUCUUAAUUCUCUAUCAGUUCAAUUGUAGUGAUUUUAUCUUACCAAGUUUGGCUUGUGACAUCGAAAUAUACUCUCAUAUGGUUCUGUUUUUGAAGGUCCUGUCGAUUCUCCAGCUGUAUGAUGUAAUAUAAUGUUUUAAAGGGGACUACAUGAGUAAGACAACUUCAGUUGUUUGUUAUCUACAUUCCCUUUAAAGAAAGAGAAGUCUACCCAAAUUAAAAUAAAGGCUGUAAGAAGCUGCUGUAGUCUUUUUUGUGUUACAGUGAACCAAUAAACUCCCACAUAUGAUGAGAA
Molecule: messenger RNA, 7211 nt
Organism: Myripristis murdjan (pinecone soldierfish)
Lineage: Eukaryota; Metazoa; Chordata; Actinopteri; Holocentriformes; Holocentridae
Gene: ap3d1
Product: adaptor related protein complex 3 subunit delta 1
Exons: 35
Coding region: 250-4077 (1275 amino acids)
Biological process (GO): Golgi to vacuole transport; synaptic vesicle budding from endosome; synaptic vesicle membrane organization
Cellular component (GO): AP-3 adaptor complex; presynaptic endosome; membrane coat
Source: RefSeq, a predicted model, not a curated record